This is a messenger RNA of Syngnathoides biaculeatus (alligator pipefish), 3496 nucleotides long. It is a transcript of the gene maff, whose product is annotated as v-maf avian musculoaponeurotic fibrosarcoma oncogene homolog F. The record is from RefSeq and is a predicted model, not a curated record. Bases 283 to 759 code for a protein of 158 amino acids. Gene Ontology annotation, cellular component: nucleus. Gene Ontology annotation, molecular function: DNA-binding transcription factor activity, RNA polymerase II-specific; RNA polymerase II cis-regulatory region sequence-specific DNA binding. NCBI's taxonomy places the organism in Eukaryota, Metazoa, Chordata, Actinopteri, Syngnathiformes, Syngnathidae. The transcript is spliced from 3 exons. Gene Ontology annotation, biological process: regulation of transcription by RNA polymerase II; regulation of epidermal cell differentiation.
UUUUUUUAUGAAUGAAAGAAUCCCACCUCAGAGAGCAGCGAAGUCAUUCCGGGAAAAGGCGGACUGACAUUUUGUCGCCAUAGUCGCUUCGAGCCAGCGGCUAAAUUGCCUCAUUUCGGAACUAGGAGACACCGAAGAGGUGUACGCGAGCCGAUAACCAGAAGGGAACAUCGAAGGACCGAUAUCCAAAGGGAAAUCGCCAAAAUAAACCAAAGGACAAAGAGUCUGAAUCUGUGCUGACUGAUUCCUGGGGGCGGGGGGAAACCCGAGGCGAGUGGGAUCAUGACGACAGAGAGAAACAGCAAAGCCCUGAAGGUAAAGCAGGAAUGUGGCGAGAAUGUGCCCUUCUUGUCGGACAGCGAGCUCAUGUCGCUGUCGGUGCGGGAGCUCAACCUGCACCUGCGUGGCAUGUCCCGCGAGGAGAUCCAGAAGCUGAAGCAGCGCCGGCGCACCUUGAAAAACCGGGGCUACGCCGCCAGCUGCCGAGUAAAGCGGGUGUCGCAGCGCGAAGCCCUGGAGCAGCAGAAGCUGGAACUCCAACGGGAGGUGGACCGACUGGGGGCGGAAAACGCCGGCAUGAGGAAAGAGCUGGAGGGUUUGGGGGCUCGCCUGGCCGCGCUGCAGAGGUUCGCUCGAGGCCUGGAGGCUGGAGGGGGCAGCCUGCUGGCUACGGCACCGCGCCUUAACACUGCUUCCGUCAUCACCAUCGUCAAGAGUCCACCGCAACCUCAACCGCAGAGGGACCAGGAGUCUUCUUAGGCUCUGUAAACAGACUGAGGGGGUGUGGAACACACACACAUACACACUUAUACACAAUGGCGAACAAGAAUCAUUAUUGGUAGGAAAAUACGAAACAUCAGUGCUACGCCUACACACGGGAGUCAUUAAUGUGUGACAUCACCAAGAACCAGCCGAGCUUCUUCCAGGACGACUCGGCUUCAGUAGUGCUUGCUACUAAAUAAUGUUGAACACUCACUUUUUGCAUGUUUCGACUGUACACUUUUGUACAGUACUGCGCAAAAAGUUUCAUUCGAUCACCACUAGCCAUUAAUGACCCAUUCUGCAACACUCUUCUGGCACUGUAAAAUAUCAAAUAGAAAAGUACUGCAAUGAACCCACAAAUAUUUGUCAAUUUGCAUAUUCACAGGUAUUUUUGGGGGGGGGAGUGGGGGACGACGACUCAUCCGUUACUCAUAGAAACCUCACCUUUUUUUUUUUUUUUUUAUUUGCCCGGGACAAAACUCUCUUUAGUGCCAUCUGGUGAGAUCUUGGUGUUGAAGUAAGUUGAGAAGCUCGAAUUACACUUUUCCCAUCAGCAUGUGGCAUCGGUAGGAAAUUACAGUACAGUAAUAACCUUUGUUGGGGGUGGGGCACAAUUCAAUAUGGACUUUUGCUAUUUUGCUACUUCAAAUGGUGAACUUGUGUCUUACAAAUCACUUUCACCAAUAAGGAAGCAAGAUGGACGAGUGGUGGAGUACAACCUGGACUGGUUGCCAGUCAAUGUAAGGGCACUUAUAGACAAACGAGCAUUUCCGCUCACCUUCACACCUUAGGAAAAUUUCGUGUGGGACAAAUAGUUUAUAAUUAGUUCCUUGAUGCACUUGGGGUGACGUGUGAUGAAAACUCCGUGAACCAGGAAGUCGCCUCUAACUACCAAAGUGACAAAAAUACCGCGCUAGUUAAGAUAAGCAAAGGAGUGGGAAUUUUCAGGGCAAGUCCAACUCAUGCUGUAAUUUCAUCAAAUCUGGUUGCUCAAGUCAGCAUUAUGAUUUUCUAACUAUUUCCCCAACUAUAUUUAGAACUGACAUUCAAUUUUGAAAAUUUCUAGUUUGUUAACAUUGAUUUCCCAUUAAUACCCAGGGAAAGUUUCCAAAUAUGAAAAUUCCCAUCAAUAACAACAAUCAUCUGGUAAUUUACAGCGUUGUUAAGACUCUUCUAUGGUACUUAUUGUUUAUUUGUGAGGCCAUCGCACAUCCAGGUUGCAGACAUGCUCAGAUUGAGUGAUGCUAAGCCUUGCUUUUUCUUGACCACCACAUACACAACAGUAAGAGGGGAAAAAAACGGUGCUCUUUUAUGUGACCAAAAUGGGCAAAUCUUGCUUUGCUUCUGCUUUUUGGGAAUGUGACCCGAAAAAAAAAAAAAAAAAAACCCCAACCAAAAAGAAAAAAAAAAACCACCAAAAUUUUGCAGAUGUCAGCUCCCCCCGCCCACCCAGAGUUCUACAAACUUUUGCAUUCCAGGUUAUUAUAUUAACAGCCUAGCUGUAUACUUUCCUAACCUCAAUGGCACAACAGGGUCGUGGGAGGCUUACGUAACCCUAAUAUAUCUUCAAAGCAGAACGUGUUCAAUUUGAAUGGCUUAUAAAUUGGAAGGCCUGCUCGAGGAAGACUGAUGUUCAGGGUUUGUAGACCAACACAGUGCCUUCAGUGCUUGUGGGAGGUAUCAAACCAAAACUGCUGACCGUCCAUCACACUUCUUUUCUCUCGGCUAAAAUAGCACACGACUUGCUUGUCCUCCAGUUCCUAUUGUCCAGUAACUCUUCUGCUACGUACUCCCGAUGCGGCUCGCUUUGGCCCUCAGCCUCGACGGGAAAAGCUGAAAGUCGCAUCAACAAUCUGCUCGACUCCCCAACUACGCACGUUGGUUAUUGUUUUUGCUGAAAACGCGGCAACUCGACUCCGUGCACAUUCCUCUUUCCGUGUUCUUGUUUGUAAUGUUUUUACAUGCCGUCGAGACGCAAAUGUUGAGUGACAUUUAUCAGAGAUAUAUUCUAUAUUUUAUUUGUAUUUAAAAGUAGAUAUUUUGACAAGCUAACUGAGUGCUGUGAUGUUAUGUAUGUUUUCAGUACUUCCAUAGUCGAGGGGAGGGGAGUUUGUAUUUUCAUGUCUAAUUGUAUUGUGUGACAACGAUUCCUACUUCACAAAAUGUUGAAUUAUUAGCUAUUUAGAAUUGUGCUCCAAGUCGACGGCCAUAUUGCUGUGUGAUGAUUCGUGCACGUGUGUUUUUUGCCAUAUUUGUACUGGCUUGCCAUAGUGAAUUCUUGGAGGGAUAUUAUUUUUCUAUGAUUUUCUUUCCUUUUUAUGUUAUCAUGGAAGAAUGAAAGGUUGAGCAGAAAGAGAGGGGAAGAGAAGGGGUGGAAAAAGAUAUCAGGAGGUGAAGGAAUGAUGGAAAAAGAAAGUGGUAAAGCAAAAGACUGGAAAACGAAGGUGUGACAUGUACUCACUUGAACAACUGCAAUCAGUUGAGUAAUACUUUAGUCCAUGAGCAGACGCCGUAACACAGACUUGUGUUGAAAAAUAAUUCAAAUAUAUGAAGCUUAUAUUUAGCUAUAUGAAUAUGUGUGGUUUAAAAAAAAAAAGCAUUUAUCUAUAUUUCCAAUGUUUCUCACCUCUUGUCAAAUUGUGCUGGACGUUUUGUGAUACUUGCAAAACAAAAACGGUCUUUGUAUUUAUUGUACUUUUUCUAUUGUGAAAAUUGAAGUACAUCAUCUAUUUUA